CGGAUUUUUCUGUCCCUUUCCUUUCAGUCUCUCUCAGUCACAGUGUCUGCUUUGUUUACUUUCGCCGUGACGAUCUCGCAAAAUGCUUGCUAGAACCCUCGUCCAGAAGCUCCCCAUUGGCGCUCGCGCCUUCAGCUCGACAUGCGCCCGCAACGCUGCCGAGGUCAAGAGGCUCGGUGUCGUUGGCGCCGGCCAGAUGGGCCUGGGCAUCGCCCUCGUCGCCGCCACCAAGGCCAGAGUCCCCGUCACCCUUGUGGAUGCCUCUGAAACGUCUCUAGACAAGGGCCUUGCAUUCGCCGACAAGCUCCUCAGCAAGGACGUGGCCAAGCAACGCAUCACUCAGGACGAGGCGGACGCCGCCCGCGCGCUCCUCCAGCCCACCACCAUCCUCGAGGACCUGGACAGCGUCGAUUUUGUGAUUGAAGCCGUGCCCGAGAUCCCCUCGCUCAAGUUCGACAUCUUCUCCAAGCUGGCCGAGAUCUGCCCCAAGCACGCCAUCUUAGCCACCAACACCUCCUCCAUCUCCAUCACGCGCAUCGCCGCCUCAACCACCAAGGACCCCAACGACACCUCCAACAGCUCGCGCGUCGUGUCCACGCACUUCAUGAACCCGGUGCCCGUUCAGAAGGGCGUCGAGAUCAUCAGCGGCCUGCAGACCAGUCAAGAGACGCUCGACACGGCCGUCGAGUUCUGCAAGAAGCUGGGCAAGAUCCCUUCCAUCUCCAAGGACAGCCCGGGAUUCUUGGCUAACCGCAUCUUGAUGCCUUACAUCAACGAGGCCAUUAUCUGCCUUGAGACUGGCGUUGGCGACCGUGACUCUAUCGAUGCUAUUAUGAAGAACGGCACCAACGUGCCUAUGGGCCCCCUCCAGCUGGCUGACUUCAUCGGUCUCGAUACCUGUUUGGCCAUUAUGAAGGUACUGUACGAGGAGACGAGCGAUUCCAAGUACAGACCGAGCGUACACUUGCGCAACAUGGUCGAUGCUGGCUGGUUGGGCAAGAAGAGUGGCAAGGGCUUCUAUGACUACCAAUAGAUGUCUGACGAGAAUGUGCAAAGGGAGGGUUUGUUAGCGAGGAAUGGGCGACAUAAAUUGAAGAGCGGCGGGUUCAUAUUAUGACAGCUUUGAUGGUCUCGGGGGAAUGCGUACCAUUUAUACCAAGCGAUGUCAGCGCGCACAACCAAACAAGGACAUAUGUACACAACAACAGGACCGGGAACGGCGCCGGGUAGAGAAGCUCACUCGAGACACUCGUGAGUUGACCAGUAAGAGGCUGCGUUUCAGCUACGAGUGUUCUGAUAGACGUUGGGGUAUAUAAAGCACGUCAAUUUGGAUAGGAUAAUGCAUCACUUUUGUCAGAUUUU
This is a messenger RNA of Neurospora tetrasperma FGSC 2508, 1362 nucleotides long. RefSeq lists its product as uncharacterized. Gene Ontology annotation, biological process: fatty acid metabolic process. Gene Ontology annotation, molecular function: NAD+ binding; oxidoreductase activity, acting on the CH-OH group of donors, NAD or NADP as acceptor. The record is from RefSeq and is a predicted model, not a curated record. The coding region runs from base 83 to 1033 and encodes 316 amino acids. Lineage: Eukaryota; Fungi; Ascomycota; Sordariomycetes; Sordariales; Sordariaceae. The transcript is spliced from 2 exons.